CAAACGCCUCCGCUUAUCAGUUCGUUCCAGAGACAUGGUCGCGAAAUCGGGUAUAAAUCCAGGCAAAACUGCUAAAUUCUUGUACAAUUUACAUAUUUAUGAUAGACUAACUGGCUUUCAUCUUAGUGGUGAUAGAGUGAACACGCAGAAAAAAAUGAGCAGCAGACUUUUCCAAUACUUAACGCAGCCAGCUCAUGGAGUUGAAACCAAGAAAAAUGCAGCGUAUACCUGCACCGUAGCCGCAAAACAACUCAAGGACAAAAAAAGUGCCGAUCAUAGAUUGGAGAGCGGUUUACCUCAGCAAACGAGCAUCAUCAUGGAGAAAGACAGGCUAGGCCAGUGGGGAAAUGGGGACAAUCUGAUUCCUGGACAAGAAAGCGGACUGGAUCGGUUAAAGAAUCCUGGAUUAAAUAAGGGUCUUGCAUUUAGCUUCGAAGAACGUCAAGCUCUCGGUAUACACGGGCUGUUACCCCCUAAAGUUAAAACUCAAGAAGAGCAGGUGGAACAUUGCAAAAUUUGCUUGGAUAGGCUAGAUGAUCCUCUUAAUAAAUACAUGUUUCUAAGUGGAUUAUUGGAUCGUAACGAAAAGCUAUUCUACAAAUUUGCAAGAGAACACGUUCACGAUAUUAUGCCAAUAGUGUACACGCCUAUCGUUGGUCUCGCUUGUCAAAACUUUGGUUUAAUCUUUAAAAGACCUAGAGGAUUGUUCCUAACGAUUUACGAUAAAGGUCACAUUUACGAAGUAAUGAAAAACUGGCCUUCCACAGAUGUAAGAGUAAUCGUAGUGACAGACGGAGAACGAAUCUUAGGCCUAGGAGAUUUAGGUGCUUGUGGAAUGGGAAUACCCAUUGGAAAACUUUCCCUAUACACAGCAUUAGCUGGUAUCAAACCCCAUCAAUGCCUACCGAUCACUAUUGAUGUUGGUACCAAUAAUGAGCAAUUUUUAAACGAUCCUUUGUACAUUGGUUUGAAGCAAGAGCGAGUACGUGGAAAAGAAUAUGAUGAUCUCAUUGAUGAAUUUAUGCAAGCCGUCGUGCAACGUUACGGUCAGAAUUGCCUCAUUCAAUUUGAGGACUUUGGGAACUCAAAUGCUUUCCGCUUACUGGAAAAAUACAGGCGCUCUUAUUGUACAUUCAACGAUGAUAUACAGGGUACUGCCAGUGUAGCAGUAGCAGGAUUACUAGCAUCGCUGCGUAUAACUAAGAAAAAACUGAGCGACAAUGUUCUGGUAUUCCAAGGAGCUGGCGAAGCGAAUUUAGGAAUUGCACAACUAUGUGUUAUGGCCAUGCAAGCCGAAGGUACAAGUGAACAGGAUGCCCGUAGUAAAAUCUGGAUGGUUGACUCUAAAGGUCUGAUCGUUAAAGAUCGGCCAUCAGGCGGUAUUUCGGAGCAUAAAGCACCGUAUGCUCAAAACCACGCUCCAAUUGAAACUCUGACCGAUGUGGUCAAACAAGUGAAACCAUCAAUUUUAGUAGGGGCUGCAGCUAUUGGAGGUGCUUUUACUGAGGAAAUCCUAAUCGAAAUGUUGAAAAACAAUUCAAAACCUGUUAUUUUUGCAUUGAGUAACCCUACCCACAAGGCUGAAUGCACUGCCGAGGAAGCAUAUAAAGCGACAAAUGGAAGAUGUGUAUUUGCCAGUGGCAGUCCCUUCGCCCCAGUUGUUUUGAAUGGAAAGACUUAUGAGCCUGGACAAGGAAACAAUGCUUACAUAUUCCCGGGGGUAGGAUUAGGAGUAAUUUGUGCUGGUAUCAAAAACAUUGGGGAAGAACACUUUCUCAUGGCGGCCGAGGCUUUGGCCAGCAUGGUUACUGAAGAGGAUCUUGAUAAAGGAAGCAUAUACCCAUCAUUAUCCAGGGUUACAGAAUGCUCUGUGAAGAUUGCCAUACAAUUAUUGGAAUUCGCUUAUGCCAAAGGCAAUGCUUCUGUGUUUCCUGAACCAAAGGACAAAGAGGCAUUUGUUCGAGCUCAAAUGUACAACACGGAUUAUGUGCCAGCAAUUCCUAGUAUAUACGCUUAUCCCAAAUUAUAAAUCUAAUUUAAGGUGAAGGAGCAACUUUUUAACCAUCAUAUUGUAAAAAUUUUAAUAACUAUUAUAUGAUACAUUUUAAUAUGUUAGUCUUAGUCGCAAGUGUUCUAUCUAUUAAAUAUACUGAAUGUUGUGCAUAA
Dendroctonus ponderosae (mountain pine beetle) is the source of this 2166-nucleotide messenger RNA. Its product is annotated as NADP-dependent malic enzyme-like. Bases 35 to 2029 code for a protein of 664 amino acids. Gene Ontology annotation, molecular function: malate dehydrogenase (decarboxylating) (NADP+) activity; NAD binding; malate dehydrogenase (decarboxylating) (NAD+) activity. The transcript has 10 exons. Gene Ontology annotation, biological process: pyruvate metabolic process; malate metabolic process. Gene Ontology annotation, cellular component: mitochondrion. The record is from RefSeq and is a predicted model, not a curated record. NCBI's taxonomy places the organism in Eukaryota, Metazoa, Arthropoda, Insecta, Coleoptera, Curculionidae.